CUAGAGCGUGUCAUGUCACCGGCUGGUCCUCGAGAGAAGGCAGAGAGCUGGUGCGAUGGUGACGCGAAUGCCUUCGAGCGACGUGCUCGGCUCUUGAUCGCUGCCGAGGGCGGAACGAGCAAAUUUCCAUCGGAGCGAGCCGGAACGAAGCGCCCUUGCAAGCCGAUGCUCUUGCGAUACGACCCCAGGCUCGAGGGUCUCUGCUGUGUUGAUCUUCUUCUUCUUCUGCGUGUGGCCAUUUCGCUCUAUCUAUCUAUCUUUCGUGCCGGUGGCACUGGGUCGCCCUUCAGUUCGAGGCGAGCCGGCCGAGCGGGUCGCGAGCGAUGGCGGGGGCCUUGGACGCAUCGUUUGCGCACAUGAUGCAGCAGCACUCCAUCCGGAAUGUUGUUCUUGCCAAUCGUCUCGAGAAAUCGAAGAAAGAAGCGCUGAGUGCAGCUACGGAAGUGGCCGGCCUCUUGGUGGACAGUGUGAACGGAGGAGUUCAUGAAUCCUUCAUCAAUGAGAAAAGAAUUGAGAUGGAGGCUCGUGCUUUGGCUGCAACAGUACAACGGUUUACGCAAACGACGACGCAGUGGCUUACUGUCUUCCACAACUUCGAUUCAGCCUUGAAGGAAAUCGGCGAUUUUGAGAACUGGAUCAAGGUCAUGGAGUACGACUGCGAGAGUGUGGGAAAAGCCCUCAAUUACAUUACUCAGGGCAAGCGGAAGGAACCCAUCAAAUAAGGAAUCAUUUACAGUGGUUGCGAAGCGGUGUUUCUCUUCGGCGAUAGGACGCGGAUGUUUUUUUCGCGUGAAAUGGAGUGGCGCUUAUCGAGGCGAGGCUCCACUCCGGUUUUCCCGUUGCUGCCUACCACAUCUACGCGGCAUGUUGUCUGGCAUCCUCACUGGAUCUUUGACUGAAAUAGUCAGCUGCUCAUGCUUAUUGGUUAUGAGUCGUUAUGAUUUAUGAGCAGAGUUAGGGGCAUAGGUUUCUGCGUGCGCGAAGGAACAUAAAGGACAGUGUCGGUUGACGUGUGUGAAUAAUUAUCUUCGGAACGUAAAGUAUCGUGUAAAAAAGUAGUUGACUUUUUAUGUGAACGGACGUGAUCGACGUGUAAUUUUCUACUUCAUUUUUAAAAAUGCUCAUUAUACCA
Molecule: messenger RNA, 1132 nt
Organism: Marchantia polymorpha subsp. ruderalis
Lineage: Eukaryota; Viridiplantae; Streptophyta; Marchantiopsida; Marchantiales; Marchantiaceae
Source: the annotation of a GenBank genome assembly